AUGACUAAUUCAAGUCAAGUAAAUGCUGGAACAAUAAGUGCUGCAACAACAUUGGUUGCACACAAUCGUUCAACUGUUGCCCCAGCACCGGCUGAGAAACCUGCAAAGUUUUCUGGAGUCGACUUCAAGAGAUGGCAACAGAAGAUUAAUGUCAAAACCUCAAAAGAACUCUGGGAUGCUUUAGAAAAGAAGUACAAAAUAGAGGAUGCCGGAAUGAAGAAGUUCAUUGUGGCAAAGUUUCUGGACUACAAGAUGAUAGACAGUAAGACCGUUGUCACCCAAAUUCAAGAAUUGCAGGUCAUAAUUCAUGAUCUCCUUGCUGAAGGCUUCAAAAACUACUUGAAACAUAAACGCAAGGAGAUGAAUGUUGAAGAUCUCAUGAAAAGAAAGAAAUCAUCUGGCCCAAAGAGCAAUCCUCCUAAGAAGAAAUUCAAUGGAAGCUGCUUCAAUUGUGGCAAACGUGGUCAUAGGGCUACUGAAUGUCGGGGUCUCAAGAAGGACAAGAAUGAUCAAGCAAAUUUUGUUGAAUCCAAAGGAGAGACGGACGCUCUUUGUGCAAUGCUUUCAGAAUGCAACUUGGUUGGAAAUCCAAGAGAAUGGUGGAUAGAUUUUGGUGCCUCAUGCCAUGUUUGUGCCAACAAAGAAUUAUUUUCAUCAUAUACUCCAGCAUCUACAGACGAGAAGUUGUUUAUGGCAAACUCUGUUGUUGCAAAGGUGGAAUGA
Molecule: messenger RNA, 723 nt
Organism: Solanum stenotomum
Lineage: Eukaryota; Viridiplantae; Streptophyta; Magnoliopsida; Solanales; Solanaceae
Exons: 4
Coding region: 1-723 (240 amino acids)
Molecular function (GO): zinc ion binding; nucleic acid binding
Source: RefSeq, a predicted model, not a curated record